Cuscuta europaea is the source of this 5977-nucleotide messenger RNA. NCBI's taxonomy places the organism in Eukaryota, Viridiplantae, Streptophyta, Magnoliopsida, Solanales, Convolvulaceae. The record is from the annotation of a GenBank genome assembly.
AAGACGUUUUCUUUCCCACGUUUUUUCUCUCUCCACCGCACUGCCCCAGCCAUCUUCUGAGAAUUGUAUUCGUGCUAUCGUUAAUCAUCCGUUAGCUUUAAUGUUGUAAAUUUGAAAUGAAGCCCAAAUUCCACUUGUGAAAAGCUGGAAUCUUUUCCGCACAAUCGACCUCUCUUCGUGGGAUUUCAUGAUUUUUUUGCUGUCCCGCUCAAAAAUAAAAAUCAAUCUAGAAGUUAUAGGGUUUCAUGUAGAUAAUGCCCAUGGGGACUCUGCAGGAUCUGAUCGAAGAAGCCAAGCUUCGAACGGUGUGGUGGGCUUUAUGUAUAUUUGCUGUUUGCUACUUCCUAACGCACACUAGUAAAUCAAUGUGGAUGAAUUUGCCAAUCGCUGUGCUCUUGGUGUCUGUGUUAAGAUUGCUGCUGAAUGAGGUGGAGUUUCAUUGGAAACAUCAAAAUGUAAGACGUCAGACAUACUUGUCACGCCUGGAAAGCAAGCAGCUAUCAGUGAAUGAUUCUCGCCUCUCCACAUCACUACCCCCGCCAAAAUGGAAGAGGAAAUUUGAUGCUCCUCUAGUGGAAGCCGCCACAGAGGAUUUUGUGAACAAGAUUUUACAGGAUUUUGUAAAAGAUUUGUGGUAUUCUGAUAUUACGCCAGACAAGGAAGCACCUGAGUUAAUUCAUGAUGUCAUCAUGGAUGCCCUUGCUGAAAUAUCUCAAAGAGUCAAAGAAAUAAACAUUGUUGACCUCUUGACGAGGGAUGUAGUGGACCUGAUAGGGGAUCAUUUGGAUCUUUUUCGAAAAACCCAGGCUGGAAUUGGCAGGGAAGUGAUGGGGACAUUGUCUUCUGAAGAAAGGGACGAGAGAUUGAAACACCAUUUAUUGGCAUCUAAAGAACUCCACCCAGCUCUGAUAUCUGCAGAGUGUGAGUACAAGGUUCUUCAGCGGCUUGUGACCGGAAUCCUAGCUAUAGUGCUAAGACCAAAGGAAGCCCAAUCCCCGUUGGUUCGAUGCUUUGCUCGAGAAAUUGUUGUUUGUUUGGUAAUUCAACCUAUAAUGAGUUUUGCAAGUCCACGGUACAUCAAUGAGUUGAUUGAAUAUAUUUUUUCUGUGAUAAAGGAUUUUAUCAAAGAUUUCUCUACAAAUUUGGAGGGUCAUGAUCAUGAUCAUGCUUCUCCUACAGAAAAUGUGCAGAGCAGUGAAUCUUCUUCAUUCACAAGAACUACAUCUGAUGUUUCCGGAAACUCUACGUCUAAUCUAAAUCUUCAAGAUGAGCCCAUCCAUCCACGAUCUGCUGAAUGGGCUCGUGCCUUUGAAGCAGCAAACCUGAAAAGAACAGAAGUUCUAAUGCCAGAAAACCUGGAGAACAUGUGGGCGAUAGGGAAAAAUUAUAAAAAGAAAUUCAGGAAACGUGCUUCUAUUGAUUCCUCUCAAGAUCCUGGAGAAUGUGGUGCUAUUUAUGAUUCACAUCAUAUAGUUAAGGAGAUGAAAACUCAGAAGCCCGAAGUAUUUUCAGGGCAGGAAGAUAAGGCUCUGGAAGCUGAAGAUGCUGCUGCCAUUAUAACAUCUGAAAGUAAAAAUAAGUUUAGGAAAUCAAACAGCACCUCUGAUUUGAAUAUCUUACUAGAGAUGGAAGAUCAGUUGGCUAGUAAAGGCGGACCUACUGUUUCAAAAACUAAUAAUGCAGAAAUGAUAUUACACAAGGACAACCAACUAGUUCCAAAGCUCAAGUGCCGGGUCUUAGGAGCAUAUUUUGAGAAACUAGGGUCACAAUCAUUUGCAGUCUAUUCAGUUGCAGUGACAGAUGCAGAUAAUAACACUUGGUUUGUGAAGAGAAGGUAUAAGAACUUUGAGAGAUUGCAUCGACACCUAAAGGAGAUUCCAAAUUACAUCUUACAUCUGCCUCCUAAAAGGAUUUUUUCUUCGAGCACAGAAGAUGCUUUUGUUCAUCAGCGAUGUAUUCUACUUGACAAGUAUUUGCAAGAUCUCUUGUCCAUUGCUAAUGUUGCUGAGCAACAUGAAGUGUGGGAUUUUCUAAGUACUAACUCAAAGAGCUACUCCUUCGGAAAAUCUUCUUCUGUGAUGAGAACCUUGGCAGUAAAAGUGGAUGAUGCUGUGGAUGAUAUAGUACGCCAGUUUAAAGGAGUCUCAGAUGGUUUAGUUCAGAAAGCUGUUACCUCCCCUACUGCAUCUUAUACUGCACUUUUGGACAAAAAGUUGUCCUGGAAUGACGAUGGCAUCAAUAAUAAACUUGCAUUGAGACAGAACAGUUCAGAGCUGCUAAACAGUUGUUCUGAUAAAGAUGACGGAGGAUUCAGUCCACAAGCCAACGGGUGGAAUUCAGACAAUGAAAUCAACUCAAAGGAGUUCCCGUAUCAAGCCAUAAACCACGGUCAAGAUUUUAAAGGCUUUGGGCCUAACAUCAAGAGUGGUCCCAGACCACAUUAUGAGGCCAUUAGUGCUACUGUAUGUCCAGAAGCAAAUUUUGCAAUUGUCUUGGCUCAACAAGAGGGCCAAAUUGAUGUGCCACCAGAGUGGACUCCUCCAAAUUUAAGUGUUCCUGUUCUGAAUUUAGUAGACAAUGUAUUUCAACUCAACAAAAGAGGAUGGUUAAGAAGACAAGUAUUUUGGAUAUCAAAGCAAAUAUUGCAGUUGAUGAUGGAAGACGCUAUCGAUGACUGGUUGUUAAGGCAAAUCCACUGGCUUCGAAGAGAGGAUGUAAUUGCCCAAGGAAUUCGAUGGAUCCAAGAUAUUCUUUGGCCUGAUGGCACUUUCUUCCUGAAACCAACCACUCAAAGUGAGACGAAUGACGCUCAACCAAAGCAGCUAUACGGGAAUCCCACCAGACAGUUUUCAAUGGGCCGGGCAUCUAAAGUGGGAUCUUUUGAGCAACAGCUUGAGGCUGCUCGCAGAGCUAGUAAUGUGAAAAAGAUGAUAUUCAAUACUGCCCCUAGUGCUUUAGUCAGCUUGAUUGGGAAAAAGCAGUACAGACGUAGUGCUAGAGAUAUCUACUACUUCCUUCAGUCUACCAUAUGCUUAAAACAAGUGGCUUAUGCAAUUCUUGAACUUGUGCUCGUGUCAAUCUUUCCAGAGUUACGAGAUAUUGUGAAGGAUAUCCAUGAAAAGAUGCAUUCUCCUGCAUAAGGAUCAUACUGCCAUAGUUUCAUUAGUUUAGUUUUUACUAAACGAAAAAAUGGCAACUUUGACCAACCUUUUGUGAAGGUGAUAAUAACAUAUUUGACUAAGAGAUUGUUGUCUUUGUAACUAUCCCUAGAGAAGCAAUGCAAAUCAAAGCUACAAGACUGCUAUUGUAAACCAGUGGAUAAAGUUACAAGACUGCUGUUGUAAACCAGUGGACCAGCCAACUCCUUAGGUCAGAAACAGGACUCUUACACCAAAAUUCUUUCUUGGGUGUGAGAUAAGAGUUUUCUAUACCUGCUCACAUCUUGUACAAUAUAUGUAAAUUAGGCACAAAUCAACACGGUUGGCCACAUGAUCCAAAUUAGAGCAUGUAUUACAUGUAUAUAUAAAAUUCAUUUUUUGUAGUAUGGAGUACUCCUUUCAUUUUGCUGUAAAUGCAUUUAUACACAAUAGGAGCCUGUUUGAUUAAAAUAGCAGAAACUGCUAAAAAGAAAAAAAAAAUGUUUGGUAACAUCUAUUUGAGCCACAUCUAAUUCAAAGGCUACUUAUAUUGCUAAUUCUGUUGCUCACAUGCAAAAUAAUCCAGAGAUGGAUACCACAUGGAGCCGUAAUAAUUUACAGGCUCUAGACUAUAGACUUUGCCAAACUCUAUUUUACCAGAAGUCCAUGCAUGAACAAAUGCCAUCUCGGAACACAUGGAAGAAGUUUGAAUCCUUAAUAAUGAUUUCCCUUCCAAAAACCUUGGAAACGAACCUGAAUGUAGAGUGGCAAUCGUUGCAGAUGCGAAGAUUCUUCGUCACCCUUAACAUCGUACCAGUCUUUGUUCUUGUCAAUCCUAAAGCGAUAGCUAACUUUUCACUGUGGUGAUUCAAUAUGUCCUUUUUAACAAAACCUUCUACAUCCUGAAACACACAGUUCAUGUCGGGAACAUGACCUUCUGCUUCUAUUCUCAACAUCAUAUCCUUCAGGGACUCGGAUAUCUCAGGAUAUAAAGGAUGAUCCUUCUCACUUGCAAGAAACCUGUAUACUUCUCCAUUUAUCUCAAUCAAACUCAUGCCUGGUUCUUUCUUCAGAUUUUUUGAUCGGAGUACCAUUCUGGUCAUCUUUACACCAUUUUGGUUCCCCAGAAAGGCAUAUAUAUUUGACAGAAGCACGUAAUAACCUGCAUCGUCUGGAUUCAGCUCAAAAAGCCUCUCUGAGAUCUUAAUCCCUAUUUCAACGUUUCCAUGGACCUUACAAGCAGCUAAUAAAGCGCCAUAAACUUCAAGACUGGGCUGCAAAUGCAUGUUGUUAUUAAUCAUCAAAUAAGCAUCGUUCAACCGGCCUGCACGACCAAGAAGGUCAACAACACAUGCAUAGUGCUUAUGGUUAGGAACAAUGUUCAAACUCUCAACCAUACUGUUGAAAAUCUGAAGGCCCUGGUCAACCAUCCUGGCAUGACUACAAGCACACAAGACAGAGACUAAGGUUGAACUGUUUGGAGUCACACCUGAAAUCUCCAUCUUCAUGAAGAGCUUGAUUGCUUCAUUUCCAUAGCCAUGCAUCGCGUUUCCAGAAAUCAAUGCAUUCCAGCAAGUGACAUCAUCCUUUCUUUCCAUCAUUUCGAAAAAACUUCCUGCAUCGUUCAAUUUGGAACAGUUGGCAUACAUGUCUAUGAUAGCUGAUCCAACAAAUAUAUCAGCUUCAAAGCCAGUUUUUAUUGCUAGUCCAUGCACUCGCCUGCCCUGUUGGAGAGCUGCCCAACGACUGCAGCAAGAAAUGAUGCUAGUUAAACAAACGGAAUCAAGAACCAUUUCAUCUUGAGAAGCCAUCAUCAUGUUGAAGUAUUGAAUGGUCUUACUCCAGUUUCCCAUUCUUGAAAAGCCUGUUAACAUCAAUGUCCAUGCAACUAUGUCCCGCUUACAUAAUUCAAAAAAUAAAGAGUAAGCUUCUGCAUUAUAGUUAAGGUUUAUAUACACAUCUAUUAAAGCAGUUUUGAGAAGAUCAUCAUCACACCCAAGUCUAACUGCUAAAGCAUGGACUCCACUUAUUUUUCCAGAGAUAAACAGGGAUGAUGAUAUUAAGCUCAUGAUUGUUAAGGCAUCCGGAGAUACCAUCUCCCUUCUCAUCAAACUAAACAGUUGAAGGGCCUCCUCUCCAAAUCCAUUGUCUGAAUAAGCAGAAAGCAUGGUAUUCCAGGAAAUGAUGUUCCUUUCUGACAUUUUAUCGAACAUGUUUCUUGCACUAACAGCACACCCAAAUUUUGAAUACAUGUCUACCAAUGCUGUUUGCACAUAAACGUUAUUUUCAAAAUUUUGCCUAAUCCAAUAACAAUGAACUGAUUUUCCCACCAGAGUCGAUCGCAGUUCCCCAAAAGCAGGCAAAAUACUGGAUAUCGUAAUUGCAUUAGGCCUUAUCCCAUAAUUAGACAUCUCAAAAAAAGCCACAGUGGCUUCAAGAAAAUGAUCAUUUCUUACCAACCCCGAGAUCAAUAUUGUCCAAGAAAAUACAUUUUUACCCACAACUCGAGGAAACAGUUUCUGCGCAUCCCCUACAUGUCCAGAACUAACAUACGAGUUCAAUAAACUAUUGCAAAGGAAGAUGUUCCUGCAAAGGCCUGAGGUCAGUAGGUUGGCGUGUAUUUGUAGGAUAUGUUUUCGCUGUUUGAGCCCUUUCAGGAUUGAAGCAUAUGAACGCUUGUUAAGAUUGGACUCGUAAGGAACACCAAAGUUUACGUAGGGGCUAUGUUGCAAGGAAAAGCAACUCUUAGUGCCAGUAGGAGGUUGAAUCAUCCUUCCUUAUUACAGCAAAGAAAGAAAUCGGUUCGGUUAGUUUUGGUGGGAACUGUGCCCCUCUUUCGG